Molecule: messenger RNA, 423 nt
Organism: Microbotryum saponariae
Lineage: Eukaryota; Fungi; Basidiomycota; Microbotryomycetes; Microbotryales; Microbotryaceae
Source: the annotation of a GenBank genome assembly
AUGAUGAACAGUAAUCACCGAAACCCAGCGGCUUCUACGGAAGAGUUGUACGUGUCCUCUUUGUUUCUGGGUGCUCCCUAAUUGCGUGUCUUCGCUUACGAUCUUGUGUCAAGCGGCAGCAGACUCGCCGCUCGUUGGACUCCGAGUUAGGUGCUCGGCGAGUUAUAAUCUACGCAGCACUCUUUGCGCGCAGUAGUUUCCCAUUCACCCAUUUUUUUGUCGUCAUUGCUCUACAGCACCACUAACGUACUAAUAACCAUAUUGUUCUAUGAGCUAGGAAACAAGCCAUAUGACUUGCUACCUCCGCUCAGUGCGUUGCUAGACCAACAAGAUCGCGAGCUAUGGGGCCCAAAGUACGACUCCGACGUCCUCACCGGACUUGCUCCACUGCAGGGUUCCGAAAUUAGAGCAACUUUGAUAUAA